AUGGGCAUACAAGCGGAUGACCUGUCCGAACUAAUCACCGUUGACCAAGAUUACCUAGACCGAGUGACCACUCGCCGUUCUAUUAUUGCCAACUACAAGAACACGGUGCAUGGCUGUCUUCCAGGUGGUGAGGCCGCCGUGAAGGAACUUUAUUCAUACCUUCUCGAACAUCACCUACCAACUCGUUUUCCGUCCAUGUUCAAAACCACCGGAAAGGGCUCCUUUCAGAACACGGUCACCGGUGCAACAUUUCCACUAAGCCACCCUUCUGACCCUGAACUUUGCUUGCGGACGCUUGCAGAAACGGUCGAGGAAGACAUAUUCCUCUUAAAGGAGACGGACACUACGCACGUCUGCUUGGCUUUUGCAUGUUGCUUCCCCACCGGUUUCGAUCCAUCAACUAAAUUAGGCCAAGAUUUGAAAGGGAUUCAUGAUCCGGUUCCAUCAUAUGACAAGAUUGGACCGAGCAUGGAGCGAUUUUUCCGAAAGCUGCAAGUAGGCAAGAGUGUCAAGCGCAUGAACUGGGUGGUUCAAACACAUGGAGACCUCAUCAACACUUCAGGAAACCACAUCAAAGACGGUGAUGACUUCGUUGCAGACGAAGAAGCUCAUUUGCGUAUCGAGCUUCAGACACUCACGCGACUUCCCCAAACGCGAUUCGUCCUGUUUUGCUUCAAGACCUACCUCUAUCCGCUAAAGGAUGUCAAAGAGGAGGGUUCGGGACCGGCCCUUGCAGAUGCCAUCGAAGGAUUGAAGACAGGAAAUGCCCCCGGCAUGUUCAAGUACAAAAGUGCGGUUCGCUGGGGCAAGAGUGUUGCGGAAUAUCUCCGAGCGUAG
This is a messenger RNA of Fusarium keratoplasticum, 837 nucleotides long. RefSeq lists its product as uncharacterized. The record is from RefSeq and is a predicted model, not a curated record. The transcript has 4 exons. The coding region runs from base 1 to 837 and encodes 278 amino acids. Lineage: Eukaryota; Fungi; Ascomycota; Sordariomycetes; Hypocreales; Nectriaceae.